Messenger RNA from Dreissena polymorpha, 3110 nucleotides. RefSeq names its product nocturnin-like. Lineage: Eukaryota; Metazoa; Mollusca; Bivalvia; Myida; Dreissenidae. Gene Ontology annotation, molecular function: 3'-5'-RNA exonuclease activity. The transcript is spliced from 7 exons. The record is from RefSeq and is a predicted model, not a curated record. Bases 665 to 1789 code for a protein of 374 amino acids.
GAUGCUUUUCGGUGCAUGCACUGCAUAAUUUAAACUUCGAAAGACAAACUUUAUCUUUUUGUUGUUGUUAAUAUUACAAAGUUUAUUGUUGUUUAGAUGUGUAUCUUAUUUCUACAGUUGUUAUUUGUGUUUAUUUUAUGAUUAAUGACAGGAAAUAUAAUUUCGGACGGCAUAUGUAAUAUAUUCUCGUGGCGAAAGGGCUCAUCUUUUAUGUCUCAGUCAUAGUGCAAUUCACCGAUCUGUGUUUCCCCUUCCGAGGCCUCAAAUUGUGUGCGCGUGACGUCAUCGAAUGAUGUGAACGAAUACAUAGGAAACGUUUGAUUUGUCGACAGCAACCUUUUCAAGCACUAGAACUAUCGCAAUUUGCGGUGGUACACAGGGGUGCGGCGCAGUUUGUGCAAGGAAUCUUCUAGCAAUCGCAGGUUGCGGAGGUGCACAGAGGUGUUGCAGUUUGCAUCCAGGGGCUCUACUGCAGUGAUAAGAAGGAGGGAGGUGCUGGGAACUUGGCUGCUCACAUACGUCUUACCAGUUUGAUUGCGCUUGGAUUUCCAAAACGAGGCUUCAGAUCGGUUGAAUUUCCGGCGCGUUUUUUCGGACGUCUGAAAAGUCGGUGGACAACAUUAAUCUGGUUCAAUGACCGAGGUUACCAAAAGAUACAAUUGCCAUGGGAAAGCAGAAGACAAACAGAUCAUCAGUACAUUGUAGUCCAGCUGUAGAGGCAGCGAAAUCUGUAAAGCGGGAGGAGCAGGUGGCCAGGACGGACGGAUGGACAGACGAACAUCACCACAAUAUCCCCACUUUUUCUCAGAAACAUGGGGAUAAUGAUAGAGAUGAAAUAGAGAGAAACUACCAGGUCAGCAUGGAGAUGAUAACAGAGAAAAUCAAGAAGCUAGGGCUGCCUCCUCUUAUUUCACGAAAUUUCCAACAAUUUUCUUGUGAUGGUCCUGUUAUUCGAGUCAUGCAGUUCAACAUGCUUGCACAGGGACUUACCAGUGGCGAUGGCAAUUUUAUUGCAUGCCCUCCAGCAGCUCUUCAACAUGACACACGAAAGCUACGUAUUGUAGAAGAAAUCCUGCGUUAUUCUGCCACGAUUGUAUGCCUGGAAGAAUGUGAUCUGUUUGAGUACCUGACAGAGACAUUAGCUGCCUGUGGGUAUGUUGGACUUUUCUUUCCUAAGCCACACUCCCCAUGUUUAGAAAUGCCCGAAAACUGGGGCCCGGAUGGUUGUGCAUUGUUUUACAAGCCAUCAGUGGUCACGCUACGCAAUUCAAACAGCUUUCCGUUAAAAGAAGGUAUGAACACUGCAAACCAAGUGAUGAUCAUGGCUGUUUUCAACUUGAAUGCUGACAGUGAUUUCGUGUUCAAUGUAGGUGUUACUCAUUUGAAGAGCAAAAAACCUUACAGAGAGCAACGAAAGCUACAGGGUGAGUUCAUUCGUAAAUAUUCGCUAGAAAAUUGCCAGGAUUACCCUCUCAUAAUUUGUGGUGAUUUCAAUGCAGAGCCCACAGAACCAGUCUGUGAGUUAAUGAAGUCCAGUGGGCUGACCAGCGCCUACACAAGCCUGAGCCCAGAUAAGAAAACGGAGCCCAAGUUUACGACCUGGAAAAUCCGGCCGGGCUCUGAGGAGUGUCAUGUCAUUGACUACAUUUGGUACACGGCAUCAGGGUUCAAGGUCAAGGCAUUACUGGAUGUUCCAUCUGAGGAAGAGGUCGGAAAGGAUCGGCUACCAUCUUUGAGAUACCCCUCAGAUCAUAUCUCACUUGUCUGUGACUUUGCUAUUGUUAAGUGAAAUGAAUGAGACCACUAAACAUGUGGCAUUUGGUUCUUUUGUGGAAAUCAAAUAUUGUCUAGUAUUGAUAAUGAAGUUGUAAGAAUGAACAGCUGAUUUUUUUAAAUCAAUACGGCUGAAGUAGCAUCUAUUUUUUUAUUUAGUUAUAAAUAACUUAGAACAUAUAUUUGAUAAAUUGUAGGAAUCACAUUUAGCAUAAUCUGACUCGUAUACAUAUUAUCCAUGCAGAUAGCAAAAAGCCCUUGUCUAUUUUUAGACGGACUUUCUCCAAAACAUUGUAUUUUAACGAGACAUUAUAGGUAUUAUUAUUACACUAUUACAUGAUUGUUAAUCGACUGAACUUUAUGAUUGUUGAAUUCCUGAGAUUGCAAUUAAGUGUUUUGGCCUCAUUUAAAAUUUGCGUCUCCAUCGGUGACAUACAUGCUUUAAAUCAAGUUAGUUAUCAAGUAAUGUACAACAAAACACAAACAAUAGUACAGGUAGUUUGGCAUAUUAGCAUAAAUAAACUUUAUUUUCAUGUAGUUUUUUAUAUCCCUGUCUCUUAGUCUUGCAGUGAGUGUGUUCUUUUACAUUUAAGUGUUAUGUCUGUGUCCCUUUGUUAAUGUUUAGUGUUGAUUUGUCAAAAUCCAAGAUUUUCUUCUAAUGUAAUUUGGAUAAUUGUAUAAAUAGAAUAAGAGGUUAGUGUUGAUUAUAGAUCAGGUUAAUCAUGCUCGGCACGAAAACGAAAAGAAAAAGCACUCGCCAAGGCUCGUGCUAUUUGUUUUCCAAGCCUCGCAUGAUAAACCUGAUCUAUAAUCAACACUAACCUUUUAUUCUCUAUGUAAAAAUCUGAAGUAUACUGAUAAAAUAUUAAUGCUCUGAAUGGAUCUCUAAAUACGGAUUCAGACUACUCCAACAUUAUUUAAAUGUAUACCAUUGUUUUUGUGCACAUCUUGCAAAAUAAGAUUUGAUAGUGGAAUAAAGUUGAUAAAACAUUUCUUUAGUAAAAAGUUCAGAAGUAGGCCACAGGUGGUUAGCGUGUUGCUAUGAUAUUAAUUAGUGAAAACAUCAUUUUGAAUGAAAAAUAAUCAUAUUAUAACGAAAAAUUAUCUUUUCUGAAAAACAAAAUCACCAUCAAAUAUAUAUAUAACAAGGUAUGCAACUCAAAAUCACCCCAAAACGGGGUGCAUCGCUUUGAACAGCCAUAUCUUCAUCAACUGUGCAGCGAUUUUCACGAUCUCGGUCUUAUUCAACGCAGAAAUGAAUUUCCUUUCUGGAAAUGUAUAUAUAUUGCAAUAUUUUUACAAAUGCUGGGUCAACUUUUUAAGAAUAACACGAUACA